Messenger RNA from Cucumis sativus (cucumber), 2366 nucleotides. RefSeq lists its product as uncharacterized. NCBI's taxonomy places the organism in Eukaryota, Viridiplantae, Streptophyta, Magnoliopsida, Cucurbitales, Cucurbitaceae. The record is from RefSeq and is a predicted model, not a curated record. The transcript is spliced from 3 exons. Gene Ontology annotation, biological process: asymmetric cell division. The coding region runs from base 750 to 2195 and encodes 481 amino acids.
CAAAAUUAAAUCCAAUACUGCCUUUGACAUUUAUAUAAUUGUUCAUUGGCCAUAAGGCUUUGAAAUUGUUUCCCGGUUGACCAACACCACUGGCCACAAGAUUUGGGGAGCAAAGUCUCAAGUAAUUAAGAACUUGCAUGGAUAUUUUGACUGUGUAAUAUAUCCAAUUUAUAGUUCAUGGUGAACGGGAUAUCAUAAAUCUCAUAGAACACUCAAAAGUCAAAAGUUUGGUUUUGCAUUUCCACUGAAAAAUGACCAAAAGAACAAAUAUAUUGCUGCUGCAAAUGGCUAAAAUACUAACACGUGUGAUAUGUUAACGCCUUAGCAUGUUCAAACAAACUUCACAACACCUCAAAAAAGUUUGGACCGAUAAAAAAGACAAAUGAAGAAAAAUAGUGGACGGGAGAAAGGAAAACAUCAAACUCUUAACAUCUUUUGAUGGAACUGCUACUAAACUCAACCAGAAUAAUUACAACCAAAUAUGAUAAUAGUGGAUUUUAUACGGCUUUUGUGUUCUUCUUGCUUAUUUUAGCCAAUUAUCUUUGCUUGAGCAUGAUUCUUAGACGAAUUGAUUUUUCCAUUAGAUUGCCAAGUUAUUUUCUCUAAAAAAAAGAAGAGAUUCUCCCUAAAUUGCCUUUUGGGUCAUUUUGGCUAUUAGUUUAAUUACCAUCUGGGGUUGGAGAAAAAAAAUAUGAAAACUUCUACUGAAAAAUUUUCAUAGCAUUUGUCUCAGCAAAGAGAAAGCAGAAAUGGACUUGUGGGUUGUUGCAGCAGCUACUGGUGCUGGAUAUGUAGCUAAGUACUGGAAGAAUCAAUCAAAAGAUGGGGAUAAUUCUUUAUCACAGUUAUCCUUUGGGGAAUCCAAUUUGGUAAGUCCUGAAUACUCAAAUCUUUUUCUAGACAAAUUUUCACUAAGGAAGAAACCAUAUGAAGAUGUUUUUGGCCAUGGAAUUAUGGAAGAAACACCUUCAGUUUCAGAGUUGGGACUUAUUGGGAGUCACCAAGGUUCCAAUGGCAAUGAAUUGCCUACAACAAAUAUGACUUUGAAAUCUUGGAUCAAUGAGAACUCUAAAGGACACAUUGGAGAAAGCAGCAAAAGCAAUAACAUUGGAACCUUAGUUUGUAGUUCUUCAAGAAAUAGAAGCACAGGUAAUGCUAAAUUCUCAAAUGGGGUUCUUGUUAAACCUCUGAAUUUAGUAGAAGAUUGUCUUCUAGCUCACGAGAGUUCUUUAAAUCCAUGUAUUGCUGUGGAACUGGAGGAAAAUAAGCUGUUCAAGGGAUCCCACUUAGAUGCUAAUGAAAGUUUAUGUGGGGUUUCUCAACUGCCAUUUGAGUCUUUGAAGAUCUCUGAUAUAGUUAGUAAUAAGACAGGAAAGGAAUGGGAAAGAAAGUCAAGAAGUUUCAGCAAAAUGGAUAAUAGGGAACAUUCUGCUUCCAAAGGUGUCGCGGAUGAAUCGUUUGUAUUAUAUCUUGGAGUCUUCAUUGGUGUAAUCUUUUCCUUCAUGUCUAAUAAAAGGGAAGUUCACAAUUUGAAAGAAUUGCUAAAGCAGACCGAAGACUUGGUUCAAGAUCUUCAAGAGGAACUUGAAAUGAAGGAUUCAUUGAAGCUGAAGGAGCUCAGUAAUGAUAAUUGUGAAUCGUACACUUAUAGUAAUAAUGCCUUCUCUGAGAAAACAGCAGAUGGAUCUUCUACACAACAUGUCAUGGAUUACACAAUAAACUUCAAUGCUGAAGAACUAUAUGAACAUAAGGCAGAGGAGAGUUCAGAAUCAAUGAGCAGAAUCGAAGCUGAACUGGAAGCAGAACUCGAGAGGUUAGGAUUAAAUGUAAGCAUUGAUUGCACGGCGAGAUUUCACGAGGAAGAGGAGGAGCUUGAUCCAGAAUUCGAAGAAGAUUUCGCUGAAGGUGAAUUGAGGAAUGAGAUGAUUAUUGAAGAAAGUUGUGGUUGGACUAAGCCAAAUGAAGAGGAAAGCAACUCAACAGUUCAUUCUGGAAACUAUACAGUGUCACCAAGGGAACUGAGCUUGCGUUUACACGAUGUUAUUCAGUCAAGGCUUGAAGCACGUAUCAAAGAACUCGAGAAUGCUCUUCAAAAUAACAGCAAGAAGCUGCAGCAAAUUGAUGCACAAUAUAGGAGUUCUUGGCUUGAAGUAGCAGAUGAUGAAUUGGAGUUUAUUUCUAAUACACCAAUAUGAAAGAAAAAAAUGGUACCAUUGAUAAGUUCUGUUGAGUUUGGAAGAAGGGUGGUUUUUACCAACUGCUGACUUCUAGUGUUGUUUUUACAAUGGAGCUCUCACAUUUUGUAUAUGAUAUUUUUUUUAAAGAGUUUCGUUAAGUCAAUAAACUAACAGAACACCAUUCUAAAA